Messenger RNA from Caenorhabditis angaria, 3097 nucleotides. NCBI's taxonomy places the organism in Eukaryota, Metazoa, Nematoda, Chromadorea, Rhabditida, Rhabditidae. The record is from the annotation of a GenBank genome assembly.
AUGAGUAGAUCAAUCAUAUUUCUAGUGUUUCUUGGAAUUCAGAUUUUUAAAGGUAAUUUUUAUUUUGAUUUUCGGUCGUGAAUUUGAACGGCUUGGGACAGCCGAGCCUUAAAUUUGGGUUGCUCUGAAAGCCUGCAUGAAUCGAAAAUUUUUUUUAGUAUCAUCAACAUCCAAACUCGAUUGCGAUUUUAGUGGUGAAUGUUGUUGGGCGACAGCUCGAGAAGAAGAUCAGUGGGAAAUCAGAAGUGGCGAUGAAUUAGAUGUGAACGAGUUCCGAAGAAUUUUUCUAACUGGAAAAUCACGUCCACCACCAUCGGCGAAUUAUGCGAUUCGUGUUGAAAAUAAAAGAAAAUCCUCGCUGAUUUCAUGCGCUGUUUGCAGUUCAACCGGACACGCGACUGUCAAGUUCAGGUUAGGUCGUUUACAAUUCAAUUUAUUACUUUUUUUGGUUUGGUUCGGUCGGGUGAAACGGAUAUGACUAAACAUGUUUUUCGCUUAUUUCUUAUAGAUUUAUCUUCAAAAAAACUUGGGUUUCCAAAAUGGGCCCGGACCCUUUCUGAAAUGACUCCAAAAAAUGGGUCCGCGCUACAUCACGAAAAAGGGUUCGCAAAUUUCAAAUGGGUCCGCGACUGAAUUUCUAUUUUUUACAAAAUGGGUCCGCGCUUACAAAAUGGGUCCGUGCUAUUUUUAAAAAAGGGUCCGCGAUUUCAAAAUGGGUCCGCGAAAAACAAAACGAUAAGGAGCAAUUUUACAAUUUUCACUUUAUUUUUAAUUUUGCAAGAGUCAUUUUUUUCACACGACUAAGUUUUCUAGGGUUCUGAUUAUUUUAGUUCAGAAUCGCACUUUUUUGGGCGUUCACUAAGCCUAAGCCUAAUAUCCGGACUAGUAAAGCGCGAAAAUUUAGUUUUAACUAUUCUGUCGUUCCAGGCUUAGGCUUAGUGAACGCCCAGAAAAACUAAAACUUCUUCCGAAAAAUGACUCUCACGAAAAAAAAGCUUAUGCUAAAAUUUCAAUGCUGAAAAUACUUGGCCGUCUCACCACGUUCUCAAAAUCCCUUCAAUAUUUCUUUAUUUUCGCGGACCCAUUUUGAAAAAACAUUGGAGACCCAUUUUGAAAUCGCGGACCCUUUUUUUAAAAAUAGCACGGACCCAUUUUGUAAGCGCGGGCCCAUUUUGUAGAAAAUAGAAAUUCAGUCGCGGACCCAUUUGAAAUUCGCGAACCCUUUUUCGUGAUGUAGCGCGGACCCAUUUUUUAGAGUCAUUUCAGAAAGGGUCCGGACCCAUUUUGGAAACCCAUUCCGUAUUUGCCUUAUUUUUCAAGUGUGAUUACGUAGAUUUCAAACUUCUGAAAUACAUUUUCCAAGUCGAUUGUGGCUAAUUCUUAGAAAGAGAUGAAAUAAAAAUAUAUGAAAUUUAAAACAAAACCGUCUUUUCGCAGAUUUCAAGCAAACUAGACAUUUUGCAAUGAUACAUAAAAAAAUAUUCCUUAAUUCCAGACAUUGGCAAUCAGCUAAUGCCAUCUUACGAAUUUGUUGGCAACUCGAAGGAGACGGAAGUCCAGCACCAGAAAAUUGUUUGAUUGCCAGACAUGGGAAACAAAGUAAAUUGAAUGUUUAUCGAUUCAAAAAAAUUCACAAAAGCCAAAACUUUAGGGUGAGAAAGAAAAUUAAUACAAUUUCUCAAAAGGCUUCUUCCAGCUCGUAUUCAUUGUUGAAAAUGCCGAUGAAAAAAUCGAGAAUCAUGAAGCUACUGUUAUAAUUGAUAAAAUUAAUGUGGAAUAUGAUAACUGUGAGGAACCAGAAGUUCCGAAAAAACCAAAACACACAAUUUCGAGUAUUAAUCGACACGUUCGUUACUUUUGGGAAAUUCUCGAAAGAAAAUUUGAAUUUUUUUUUAGAAAACUCGUUCAAUAACACCUAUAAAAUCACACGAAAAACCAAAAACCGUUGAUGAGGAACUGAAGAAAAUUGACAAACAAAUAGCACAAGUUGUUGAUCAAGUUAACUCAAAACGUAAGUUUCCAAAAAAAAAUUGAAAAAAACAAAAGAAUUUUUUUGCAUUUCUUAUGAAAUUUCAAAAAAAUCAAUGAAAACUAUAUCCUAAUUUACUCUCCCAAGUCUUGGAAUUUUUUUUCUAGCCAAACAUUUUUAGAAGUUUCAACUACCUCAUCACCAAUCAAAGCAGCACCAACAACUGCGCCAGUCGACCGUGAGUCAAAAUCCUUAAAAAAAUCUUAAAACUCUAAAAUUUCAGCAUUGACUGAUCUUUUGGGAUCAAAAUUCGUCGAAUUCCUCGAUCCAAAUUAUGAAUCAGAAGAUGAACCAGAAGAUGAGAGUGAUCACAUCGAUCAAACUGUAUCAAAAGUUUCAUCAACAACAGUUAAACCAUCACCAGUUACAACAACGCGAGCUUUGCCAAUAAAACGAGUAGAAACAGCGGCAAAACUUGUAGAUAUCAAAGGAUUACUUCCAACAACGACACCGCGAGCAACAACUCCAGCUGUUCGAAUUCAACAAAUAUUACCAGAUUCAGUUCUAAAAUAUAUUUCACGCGGAAAACCGCUAAAAGUUCAAGCACAGAAUGGUGUAUUUGCAAUCCCAGUUCAUCAACCGCAUCAAAUUCCACUCGGUCCACCAUCAACUUGUACAACCGAAGGAGGUUGUUUAUUUGAAUCAUCUUUCUGCUCGUGGAAAACACCAGUAGGAAUUCAAAAUAAGUUCCAUAUAAAACAAGUUCAUAUGUCAAGUUUUGCUGAAGCUGUAGUUCCAUCAGGCGAGAUUUCAAUAAUGGAAACAGACACACGAAUGAAUAAACCACACACGGUGUUAUUUGAUUCAUUGGAAUUUUCAUUAGGCACUCGAUUAAUUGCGUGUUGUCUUUCUGAUGGAAAAUUGAAUUGUCCAUUUGCAACACAAACUGAACAAACUGCUAUUAUUUGGCAAUUUUCGAAAUUUGAAUGUCCCGCGAACACUUCAAAAAUUGCAUUUAUCUGUGAGAAUUAUGGAACAGCUGAUGGUAUUUGUGGUGUUGACAAUGUUCGGAUACAUUCUUCAACUGAUGUUUUCUUCUUGGAACCUUGCCAAAAAGAUAAAUUAUAA